UUACUUCCGGCAGGGAGAUGGGUUUGAGAGCUCGGGAGGGUUUUUUCCUGCUUUCUCUCUUCCAAAAGUGUCUCUAAAUGAAAUUUUACGAUCGCGGGGAUAUUUUCUUAUACAAUAACGCUUUAAACGAUGCAUAACAAACGCCGCCGGUCUUGUGUAGAGGUUGCUGCCUUUGCAGAGAAUAUUUAAGAGGGAAAAUACACAGAAGAUGAGAUCUGCACAGUACCCAACCCCAGCAGAAUUGGAUGCAUAUGCUAAGAAAGUUGCCAACAAUCCACUUACCAUAAAAAUCUUUCCAAAUAGUGUCAAAGUACCACAAAGAAAACACCUUCGUCGUACGGUGAACGGUUUGGAUACUUUGGGCCAGCGAUUCAGCCCUUACCCUUCUCAGGCCAGCUCUAACCGUGGUUUACUUGCAAUCGUCAAGCUGCCCACGAAGAGGAUUGUGAAAGACUUUGACGGAACCCGCGCGAGGUUGCUGCCAGACAUGAAUCCCCCGUCUGCUCCCUACGCUGCACCUAGCACUUUAUCCCACCCACAAAACAUGCUGCUGCAACCAGGUUUACAUGGAUACCGGAAGAUGCGCCCCGACGGGGAUGCCCCUCCCAACAUCACGGUGUCUACCUCAACCAUUCCACUCUCCAUGGCUGCUAACCUGCAGCAGAACAGGCCCUCUGACUUGAACAGCAUUGUGCACCAGAUAUACCAGAUGUGCCAGGCCAGUGCGGGCCUUACCACUACCUCAGUCUGUGAGGGACAGAUCGCCAACCCUAGCCCCAUCAGCCGCAAUGUGUUGAUUCACGCCAGCACUAGGGUGUCGGGUCGCGGUGUGCCAGGACACCUGCCCCCAUGCAUUGUGAAUCCAGGGGACCCAGCCAUCACCAUGACAGCCAUUGCUCCUGGCAGCUUUGCCAUGGGCAAUAUGAACAGGAUGCAAGCAGCCUACCAGAAUGACACAGAUUCUGCCACAUGGCACCAGCACCAGCUGGCACAGUUGCAACAUCUGACCAGAGACACUGCUGGCACUGGGUAUCCCAACAAGUUUCACAGAGAGAUUUCUGCCGCAGGGUUCACCAGCAAGACGUUGAGUUAUCCUGCCGAGCUGUACCUGGGCCAGCCUUACAACCUGAGGGUUCCUGGCGAUAAGUUGUCGCCGUCUCCCCCAGUCAAUGGAAUCCAGGGGGCUUUGCCAUAUUCCAACGGGCAGUACUUCCAACCAAUAUGGAACAACAUCCUUCCGACUCCCAACAGCGACAGUUCUGGGUCCCAGGACCUUGGCAUGGUGUUUCAUGGAGGAGCUUCUGGCCCAGUGGACUGUGUGGUGGGGACUCCCUUUCGAGCUGGAGCUGGUUCCUCCAGCCAAACAAAUGUCCUGCAGACUGUGGACUACCUGGGUGGGGACUACCAGAACUCCUGCUUUAGGGACCAGACUAUGGGAAUGUUGGGGAAGAUCCACAGGCCCCCCAUCAGCCGAGGUCCAGAACCAAAUCUUAAUCAGAAUAGUCAUGUUCAUCACCCUGUGUACAGAUGAACUGGGUUCAAGUAACUGUGGUGCUCUAGUCAGUCUUAACAGCAAUUUUUGAUUAUGUUCUUUGUGUUAAUGCCUUUGCCAAACUUGUCUGUUUUUUUUUUCAUUUGGAAAACACUUCUUUGGCAAUUUUUUUUUCUCUCGCUUUUGGUGCGAGGAAGGCUAUUUCUGCAAGAUUGAAGUCAGUGUCUAACCACCACCUUGAUGUGUGAUUAGAAACUGGUUUCAGUGACAGGAUUAGAGGGAGGGGAAAGAAUGCAAAACAGAUGCAAUCUUGCAAAAAACAUCUGCAGUUCCAGAAUCUCUGUUGAAGUGAGGAGUGUGAAGAGCUUUUGGCAGCUGCUCAAUUAUCUGGCAUGUGUCCAUGCAUCACCCACAGGCAUUCAAGGCUUUUAGUGUAAAAUGACACAGAAUUGUCCCUAUUAGCAGUUGUUGAGCAGCGUAGGAACCCCUUUUGUACCACAGUGUGUCAGAAUACUGUGUAUUUGAGUAUUCUUUUUAUCUCCAUUUGUACUGCUUUCCUACUGCAGGUUAUGUGGCUUGUGCUCACAAUUUUUAGUGAUUCCCAAACCCCUCCUUUUCCUCUUGUAUCCCACUUGUACUGCUGGUUUGUUGCAGGCUUUGCAAUCUCUGAACUGCAGAACUCUGUUUAACCCUGAUAGAUAAUCCAUUUGCAGAGCUGUCACUAGGUGGAAAAAUGUUCAGUGAUGUUUAUGGCUGAAAAACAGACAGAUUGAAAAUUCAUUUUAAAUUUACAGAGCUGUGUUUGUUUUUUUCCUGUGAUUUGGAUGAAAAUAGGCCCCAGUUUCAAAGCAAAAUGAAGAACUGUCACUGCAGAUUACAGUACAGUGAAUUUUAUGGUGGUUUUCUUUGAUAAGAAAUGUCAGCACUCUGUAUUCACCCCUUCUGUAUCAGACAGACCAGCUCCCUUCAUCUGGCUGGAGCUUACUGGAGAGCUCUGUACAGGUGGCGGUUUUGUUUUUCAGGAUGAAAUGGGGCAGAAAGUUCCAUCACACCAGUGGAGUCACUAUAUUGUGUGGUGCGUGACCUUCCGCGGAAUCCUUUUGUGGAAAGCUUACUCAUUACCUAAAGUGGUAAACAUCUGUUAGAUGUUUUAAGGGGCAGCAUCUUAAUUAUUUGCAUCCUGUUGUUCAGUGCCUGCUGUGGAGUCUGCAAUUUUAGGAAAAAAAGUGUAUUCAUCCAGAAAGAUUUGACAUGGACUAUCCCAAUUAAUAUUAAGGUACCAUUUUUAGUUUGAAGUUGAAGCCCAAAUGUCUGUCUGACUGCAAACCUUCAGCUCAGACUUCUUGCCAUCUACUCGGAAAGCCUUGGUCCCUGGUUCAUUGGUCUCUGUAGGUUUAGAAAUAUUUGCCUUUUGAGCAGCUGCAGUGUUUGGGGUGGCUGGGAUGAGACUUCUGACUUGCAGCCUGUAUGUUUUAUAAUAGUUGUGACCAUGAAAUUCUGUUAAAAAUCCAGUUGGUUCACCCAUGUGCUGUUGGGGAUGGAGGCCUGCUGUUUUUAUCUGGUCUGUUCCUGUUUGCAGUUCUGGCUUCACCCACCCCAAGAGGGGUUGAGCAAGUCACUCAGUUGCAUCUCAAAUUGCUAGAAAGAGUAAAAUCUUCAGGAGGAACACCACCUUCAGAUACCUGAGGAUUGUCAGUAAAUGCUGGCCUUGCUCACGAUGUCCAUAUGAAAAGAAUGACUUUUUGGGGAAGAAAGCACCAUUUUUGUUAGAGGGUCAUGCACUGAAUUUAGUCAGCAACAAACUAGGGAGUUAAAUCUCUUCCUGUCGUUGAGUUUGUCUUAAAUUGAUGAAUCCUCACCCAUGGCACAAACCACCAGGUGCAAAGGUUCCAGGUUGUAUUGCCAAUCACUGCAGCUGACCUGGGGUAGCUUUAUGCAGACCUCCACACUUCUUGCUCUUCAGUGACACCUGGUAAAUUCUCGUGGAUGUUGAAUGAAUCGGUCUCUACGGUGAUGCACAACAAUGUCAAAUGAUAUGAAACAGGACACACGCUUGUGAUGUAGUUAUAGUGUCCCUCCCCACCUCUGACCCAGGAGGCCUGAGUUCAAGUCCCACCUGCUCCAGAGGUGUGCCCAAACAUCUCUGAACAAGUUGAUUUUAAAAAAAAAUCUAUGGCCCCCUGCUGUCUGGCCCAACACUAGGGAAAAUAGUUGAUGGUAAAAAGUGCUAGAAGCAUGUUAACGCAAACACGUUUCGCUCUCAACAUAAAUUGGCUUUAGGAGUGAAUUUGGUUUAAGGGAGAGGAAAUUGAAAAGAAUCCUUUUUAAACUCUGAAAUCAUGAGGACCUUUUAACUGCAGAAAAUAUUUGAUUUUGUUUCCCUACCCUAUCAACUAAAUGGGUCAUUCUGAAUAAUCUGUUUUAUGCAGCUGCUAUUUCUAGCCAUCAGACGUUACCUAGGAAUACAUCUUGUGAAUUUUAUGUCCAUGAAAUACUUCUCAUCACUACUCUACCUGGAAGGCUUAAAGUAUUUUAUCCUGCUGGUCCUUGAGCAAAAAGGCCUUUUAUCAAAUUAUUUUAAUUGCAGACAAGUUUGGCAACAAAUGCAUUGAAUGCAGUUUUACUUUUCUUUUUCCAUACACUGGCUGAAUAUUGCUAUACUACUGUAACUUUAAAAAAGUGUAAUAAUUCUGUAUGAAUGUUGCCUGUUAGUGAGGGUCUGAGUAGCAGCAGUUGUGUACGAGUGAUGCCGUUGACAUCUGUAAGUCAUUGGUCUCCCUCAAAAGCCCAUUGAAAAGCCUUAAGUCUUUGCUCCCUUCAGAGCACUUACAAUGGUUUGGAAUUGGAAAGGUGGCAUCAUUCUUAGCACAAAGCUAUUGGUGGAUAACAAUAAUUCUCGAGGUUCUCUUAAGCAACAGAAAAAGCAGACAAAAUAUUUUAUUUAAUAUUUUUAGAUGUGUGUAGUUCAGGGCUUAAACAAUUUGUCCCCCUCAUCCUACAGCCUUUUGAGGCUUCAAAGCUUUACUGAUGUUGACUAGUUAGGCGAUAGAUGUUUGUGACUGGAGCUACUGUUAAAGCUCAGUCAGGUUAUCAUUGAGAGUACUGCAGCAUUAAGGCUGCCAGAGAAACUGUAAUGGUGCCUGUUGGAACACUUCACAAUGUCCACAGAUGGUGGCUGUUUAGUAACUGUGCAGCACGUUCUAUUAUUACCUUUUUCUGUGCUGACUUCUCAUCACCAACCCCCUCCCCAUCCCCAAAACAUGUGCACACUCUGAGAAAAUAAGUAACACUGUUUUCCUAAACCAUUCUUGAACCCUUCCCUCCUGUGAAAUGAAUGAGCAUUGUAGGAAAAAUCAGUUCCAUAAAUUUUGAAAAAUUAGAUUAAUAGCCACAAUACUUCAUAAAAGAGCUGCUUAAUAGAUAAAGUUUUGUUUUUGGGAUCUUCACACUCAGUUGUAUUGUAUCUGCACAUCAGUAAAGGCAGAACUUUCUGAUUCUUGAGAACUGUUCAAGUUCUGUUUUCAAGCUGUCCUUCCCAACAAUUCACUCUGAUCAAUCAUGACUGCAAUUGUUGAGCAUAGUCUCUGAUACAAUCCUUUUCUUUCUCCACCAAGUUGGAUAGCUUUCAGAACGGAAUUUAAUGGAGACCCAUUUUCUAGCUGGAAGACUUUUAGACUUUGUUAUGGUUGAAAUGGCAGAAUAUCUGUUUUGCUGUUAGAUUUCAGUAUUGUCACUAGAUUUCAGUAUCAAAUAACUUUUUCUGAAACUUUCCAAUGUCCAUCACUCAACUGCACAAUGACAUUGUGCCAUCUCAAAGUUUAGUUGUGGCUGCCAAGUGUUUUGACCUGUGAAGACUGGCAUUUACAAGUCUGUCGCUGGUUUUAGUGGCAAUCCUGUAUAAAUUGGCAAGUGAAGAGCACUCUUUCCCAUGUCCCCUUCAUAUUGAUAUGUUAAAGCAUUCUGGCAAAGAGUACAGAAAUGGUCAUGUUCUUUGGGUGUGGUAGUAAUAGAGCCAAAGUUUGAGCAGAAGCAGGGCGAUUGAAAUAGCUUUGUCUAUGAAAAUUAGUGCUUUCUUGAAGACCAUAACAUGGUUUUCUCUCAUGACGGGUGGGGGGGGGGGGUGUUGCUUCUCUGCACACCAAGAUUUAGACUGUAAUGCUUGACAGAACAUCUGACUGUCCUAAUUUAAUUGAUUUUUGUCACAAAUUUAUUGGUAAUGACUGUAUGUAAAUGUGUGGCCUUGCUGUAGAAAUCAGUUUUACUCCAAACAAAGUAUUUUGCAGCAUUUACAGUUGUGACCUACUAAAACAGCUUAAGUGCCAUCCAGUGUUUUUGAUUUUUGACGAAGGAGCUUUAGCGACAGAUUUAAAAAUUAGGUUGUAAACAAUAUUCAAUGGGAGACAAGGAUUUGCUGUCUCUCUGCAAUUUCUCUCAUUGUGUGUUUUGGGUGUCAGACACUUGACAGGCUUUUCUGAGAUUGUGAAUAUCAGCAGAGAGGGUGUGCUGUGAUGUUGCUGGGAGUGUGAAAUCCCAUAUUGCACGAUUGUUUUUCCUCCAGGAUUUCAGUAAAGUUGAGCAAUAGUUCUGUGAAGUUGAACUAAUCUGCCAACUUCAACUUUGAAGAAAGCAGUGGAUUAAGCUUCCAAAUAUUACCUUUUGCAAGCUUCAAGAGUGUCCAGAGCUAGUGUUGACAAUUUCUAGAUGUAUUACUGGCAGAGGCAGGAGUAGUUUGAGGUAAUGGAACUAAGUAAGUGUGUCAACUUCCAAGAGUAUUUAUUGAAUGUGUUUUCUAUAGUUUUAAUGGUUUCAGUAUCCAGUGACCAUACGGCUAUGGAACCUGUGCCUGUUCUGAUAAUUUAAGAAGCUUUUUAGUAUGUUUUUAUUUUUGUUUUAACUGCCCUGUGCUGAUUCUAAUGAACAUGUAUUUUUUUUCUUUGCUGAAAUGUGAAAAGGGUGCCUCCACAGAGCUUGGCUGAAUAAUUUAUUUGCUGCAUUUGCCCACUGUGGAGGAGACUGCUGCUGUAUUCCUUUUAAAAGAUAAAUAUAAGCUGCUUUUAUACGUGCUACGGGUAAACUUGAUCUGGCUGCAGAAGACGUUGCAGUUGAUGGAGUUACAGAUGGAAAGCUGCACCUGAUGGGCACCUAGCUAGGGAUAGGACGUGUUUGGAGUAGAUAUGCACAGGUGGAUGAUGCAUUUUCACAUGGACUUGGACAAAGGCUGAGGCCAAAACCUGUAGAGAGAGUGCCAAUUUCUGAAGCAGAGCCACUACUUUGAAAACCCUUAUCCAAAGGGUGGUGCCACCUUUUUUCAUUUUUUUAAGCAUUUGUACCCCACUUUCUUGGGCAUAUAUACAGAAAUGUUUUGUAUGAAGUACUUGAGUUCCCUUGCCUUUGAAUUAUUUCUUUGGAAACUCUGUAUCUUUUAGACUCCCACCCUCACCAGUCCAGCUCCUCAUACAGUCUGGUAUCUUGCACUGAGAUGCUGACCUCACUGUGCCACUGGAUUUUUUUUUUAAAAAUCAUCCACUGAUGUAACUUUUUUUUUUGUUUUAGUGUUUUGCCAUUGACUGAUCUUGUUGAGCAGUGUUCUUUGGAUUGGGAUUAUGCCAUCCAGCUGACCUGAGCUACAUCGGCUCACCAGUCUGUACUCGUUCUUGCACCCGGACACUGAACAGCCAUAUCUGUCAAGUUUUUAAAACUUAUCCCAUUUUAACUUUUCUACCAAUUUGAGAAUCCUUUUUAAAAUUGUUUUGAAUUAGUGUGAUAUCACAAUCAGCAACCCUUCCACCAAACCACAUCCUUAUUUUUGUCUGUGUGUCCUUCAUGCCCAGAGACCUGUACACAUGCUCUUGUUUUUCUGCCCCUGCACUGUUCUAGUCAGCAAGGUGUGCAGAGAACGUAGCCUGUAGAUUUCUAGGUAGCCCUGUUGUCAGCAGAGAUGGGAGUAGUGGCAGCUCUCUUUCUGACUCCUCCCCAGCCUCCAUUGGCAAAGCUAUUCCUUCUGCUGGACCAAGAAAUUUGCCAACAUGUUGACAGCUUGAAUGACCAUUUGAAGCUGUGUAACUGACUCUGAUUCUGACUCUGUCCAAAACUCUUAACACUAGCGCUGGGGCUGAACCAGUAUUAAUUAACAGGAGUGAUUUGUAGAGUACCAAUUUCUUGUUUCAUUGCUACGAGAAACUGAAUUUAAACUAAGACACACCAAGGGUGCUCAUAAGGGGUAGACUAAUGCAACAAUCAGCACCUUCAUGAAUGUGCCCCCCCCCCCCCCCCCUCCCCCCAUAGGCAGCCCUCCAGUGUCUUAUUUGGGUAAAUGGUCACUUGUCUGAUACUGAUCUUUUGAGACUUCAUAAUGUAUGACCUAGCUUCUUAAUUUCGUAAAAAUAAAAUCAAGAGGGUUUUAAAAAGUUUUAAUUUUCCCUCCACACGGGGAAAAGCUCAACACUAACUGGUGUAUGUUUUACAAUGUUUUCAGAAGUGGAAAUGUGGAUGGUGAGCAGUUCUUGCUGUUGGAAGAUAUAUCAAAUUCAAUAUGAAAACGCUGUAUACUAUUGUAGAACUACAUUUUGAAGAAUAAAAAAAUUUGCACAUCUAAACUAAAGCUUACUUUAGAUGUUGAAAUUACAUCUUUUGAAAGCUGGUGUGGUAACCAGGCUGGAGAUGGGGCUGGCUGCUUGCUUCUGGUGAUCUGAAACUGGGCUUUUACAGGAAAGGCUGCAGGUUGGGCAUCCUGUCCCACAUUCGGGAAAUAGGAAAUAGUCAAAGUACUUGCUCUAAACGAGACGGACUAACCUGGAGCCCAGGACUGGACAAAUUGUGCACAAACUCUAACAGGGGUCUUGUCUCCAUCCUUAUCAAGGAUUGUUGUCUGUGAUAUUAAUGUCUCUUCAUACCACAGCUGCUGGGUAGUUCCAGCACUCCUGUUGAAUCUCUAAUGUUUCUUUUCCAUAUGUUUUGAAUAUAUAUUUCCUGUGAGGAGGAAGGUGGGGUUUGGAGAAGGGUGAUAAAUGUAUUGGUGAAGCAUUGCGUUUAUAGAAUUACACAAUCAUUCUAUAUUAUGAUUUGUAAAAAUCGCAUUCACUGACACACUGAACAAAGCUUCAGGUUUAGAACAUUUGAGGCCAUAUAAACAAGAAAUAUAGUCUUGUUGAUCAGUAAAGUACGGAAUGUUGAUCAAGGUUUCUUUUCCUUUGGAGGAUCAAAAUAAUUCUGGGCAGAUCUCCUUUUGAGUGGCCAUUUUUUUAUGAGCCCCACUUGUGCACACUCGCAUCACCAACUUCCCUGAACAUCCAGCAAGACUGACUGUCAGUCCUUCUUCUGUUGCAUUUCAAAGUUUGAGACUUGCACUGGUACUCCUCCUCCUUUUUACUAGUUUUUUUUGUUUUAUUAAAUUAAGCUUC
Molecule: messenger RNA, 8892 nt
Organism: Rhincodon typus (whale shark)
Lineage: Eukaryota; Metazoa; Chordata; Chondrichthyes; Orectolobiformes; Rhincodontidae
Gene: fam222ba
Product: family with sequence similarity 222 member Ba
Exons: 2
Coding region: 209-1531 (440 amino acids)
Source: RefSeq, a predicted model, not a curated record